Effrenium voratum is the source of this 7154-nucleotide messenger RNA. The record is from the annotation of a GenBank genome assembly. NCBI's taxonomy places the organism in Eukaryota, Dinophyceae, Suessiales, Symbiodiniaceae.
AUGUUUGCGAAGGCAGAAAGGUGGCGGAAGCCGCAGCCCAGCGGCCCUGGCCCGGGUGCCUAUGAGGCCCCGUACGGGGCGGGCUUCACGUUCGGCCGGCGAUGGACGCGCGACACCUGCCGUCAGAGGCAUCAGAGGCAGAGGCGAGUGGCGGCGCCAGCGGCGCUGCCUGGGCCCACACUGCUGGUGGCCCGGUCGCCGACUCCGUAUAUGGAGACCGUCAUAGGCAAGGGCGGCCUCGCCCAGGUGAUCUUGGGCCGAUUCGGCGGCCGCAAGGUUGCCGUGAAGGUGGUGAGCGAUGAGAAGAACGAAGAGCUGCGGAAGGAGUUUGAAAUUCUCCAAAUCGUGGCCGGGCACCCGCAUGUGGUGCAGGUGAUUGAUUUUGACGAAACGAGCGCAAGAAGCGCAAUAAUCAUGGAAAUGCUGGGACCAUCACUGCUCCGCAUGAUCAGCUUCCCGGGCUCAGUGGCCCCGUUUGCGGUGCAGGAUGUGGCUGUGACCCUGCUGAACGCCCUGAAGCACAUACAUAGCUUCUGCGUCGCACAUUGCGACAUCUCCGCGCGCAACGUUUGCAGCCGGCUGGGGCUGGGGUGGCAGAUGGUGCUGAUCGACUUCGACAGCGCCCAGAUCCACCAAAGCUUGGAGGAAUUGUCCGAGGGCCGGAUCAAUCUUGAACACUUUCGUGCCCAGGACAUUUCACGGAUCAACCACUUCAAAGAGGACGUCUUCGCGGCGUCCUGCGUGGUCAAAGCGGUGGAGGACCUCGUCAAGGUUGCCGUGAAGGUGGUGAGCGAUGAGAGGAAGAACGAAGAGCUGCGGAAGGACGUCUUCGCGGCGUCCUGCGUGGUCAAAGCGGUGGAGGACCUCGUCAAGGACGUCUUCGCGGCGUCCUGCGUGGUCAAAGCGGUGGAGGACCUCGUCAAGGACGUCUUCGCGGCGUCCUGCGUGGUCAAAGCGGUGGAGGACCUCGUCGAGGACCGCUUGGGCACCUUCCUGGGUAUCAAGAGCUUCUUCGACGGCUUGGCCGGCACUUUGUCGCCGGCCGUGGGCGGGUUUCUCUACACUCGCGACCACUUCUUGCCGUACGGCCUCAGCUGCGGGCUGUGCGCGGUGACCGCCGGCGUCUUCGCGAGCUUCGCGCCCCUGCAGGAGAAGCCUGUCUCCAAGGAGGAGGUGGAGCCAAUGCUCAGCAAGGAGCUGGAAUCCGACAGCGAGGCGGAGGACGAGGACACAGGGCGUUUCCUGGCGGAGAAUCUGCCCUUCAGCAAGUCCUCCAUGAUGGUGAAGCUGAUGACCAACGAGCUGGGAAUCAUGAUGGAUGAGCAGCUGAAGACCGCCCUGUACGACAAGUUCGGGGUUCAGGGCACGGAGGCCAGGAAGAAGCACGUCAGCCGCAGCAACACCAUCGGGGUGGACAACUUCGCGGCCUCCCAGCAGUCGGUGCCCGCGCGAAGAUUGAGGGCAAGCUGCACGCAGCCGGAAUUCCCUGAAGAGAUGUCUCCGAAGACGUCCAAGUCGGAGGACGAGUGGCAAGAUGACUGGGACCGCGGCAAGCGAGGGCCCUUUUUCCUGGCCAAAGAUACGCUGCAGGAUAUGAAGAAGAGCUGCGAGUGGGGUGGCCGCUUCAGCCACGACAUUGGCCGCUGCGGCCGUGCGGUAGGCUGGGGCCAUAUCUACCCCGAGUACUUUGGACAGGUCACCACCGCGAGCUCCUUCUUCCGGCACUGCGCCUUGCCGCGCUUCCGCCAGGACUACUUCACAUACAACGCCUCCGCACAGCUUGUGCCCGAAGGCAGACUGCCUGUGGAGUGCCGUGUGCUGGAGCCGCACUAUGCCAUUGUGCUGGCAGCCUUGAGCUUGCUGGCUUUGGUGUCGCUGAUCCAGGUCUGCAAGACCUCGCUGAGGUCCUGCCGCUGGCAGCGCCGUGACCAGUUCAAGCCCUCGCCGUCGGAGGUGUCGCUAGGCUCGAUGAAGCUGCAAGGCCACGUGCCCAUCGGCCCAAAGGAGGCGAAGCUUCGCGGCAACCACCGCUUCGAGUUGCUGUCCAGCCGAAUACGCACAGAAGAGGAGGUGGGUUGGUGGCUGUGGUGCCAUCUUUCGGCUCAGACCUCCAUCCUCGAGAGGCAGAUCCAGGCAGAGGCCGCGGCCUUGCGCGCGCUGCGCGCCCGGGCGAAGUAUGUGCCCAGGCCGGCCGGCGCUGAGGAGGAGAGCGACGAGGAGGAGGAGGAGGACGGCCCAGACUUCCUCCAACACGGUGACGAGCUGGGGAAAGCCAUGGUCAUCGUGCACAAGCGGGCGCUGGAGGGCGUGGCUGCGUGGUGCGUCUACGUGGCUGGGGGUCUUUGCAUGCCCUCCGGCAUCCAGAAGAGCCAGCUGAAGGAUGUGGCCACCAACAUCGAUGAGAAUGUCAACCGGCCUCUUCCGAAGCUCUUUGCAGAGGCGCUACUCCUGCGGACCAUGGAGUCUCUGAGCGAGCACAUCUUGCAUUGCCCGGAGCGCUUGGCCUUUCUGUACUUCAAGAUCUUGGUGGCUUCAAAGGAAGAGUGCGGGGACGAUGACAACGUGCCGGCGCACUUCAUCAUCGAUCUGGAGACUUUGCAGGAUGGCUUGGACCAGAUGCAGUUCCACUCCAAUCCCUAUGAGUGGGCAAGGAUGCCCAAUGGAAAGCAGUCGCUGGGGAUCAACUUCGAUGACAUCAACGAGUGUGGCAUCCAGUGCAGAGAGGAGGUUGUGAAGACGUACAAGGAGCCAAGGAGCCUCAUGGUUGUCGUGGACUUCAUGAUCUGCUACCGUGUGCCUUUCAUGCUGAAGGCAUGGACGCUGCUGAUUGCGGUGUACAUCUACCUGGGCACCGGCUUCGGCAACGACAUCACGACAUCCUUCAAUGGUAGCUGGUUCAAGCCCAAGUGGUUGAGGCUGAACUUCAUCCAGUACACCGCAGCGGCAGAUGCAGCUUGUUGGGUGAUGUUAGAGACCAUCACCAUUUGCUAUACCUGCUGGCAAAGGUGGCCUUCUCUCUGCCGGCGUUCCCCAGGGGUACCAGGACUCUUUUGGAUCCUGAAGCACUUCGUGAACGCGUGCCUCUCCGCUGCUGGCUGCCUCAUGGUGUGGAGCAACGCCAAGUUCGCUACGAAGCCUUGGCAGUGCCGGCAGUCAGAUGCCAACGAGUGUGUGGAUCCUCGAGCCGCCAGCUUUCAGGACCUAUGGGAGACGAUGAGCUAUGCCUUGAUCUACUGGCUGGCGAGAGUGCUGCUCUUUUGGCUCAUGCACCGUAGGUCCUUCCCGAUGUUCAUACAUGGGACCCCGUGGCACACAGCACGCAGAGAAGGUGGGCGAGGGCGGUGCGACAAGGCCAAAAAGGACUGCCGCGUGCGGAUGCUCUGGAUCCUGAUGUUGAUGUGCAGCAUGGCCAUCGAAGUCUUCAUCAUCCUGCCAUCGAUGAAAGGCUUGGAUCUGAACACCGCCUGUGGGCUGGACACCUUUGGCAACGUCACCGGGCUGCCCUUCCAGGUGGGCGAGUGCUCCGAGAAGGAGAGCAUCCUCGACUUUGGUUGCGUUACAUGCAUCGGCAGCGUGCUCUUCGCGCUAGCGCUGGUCUUCCUGGGCUCCAUGGUUGAUGUGUACUUUGUCUUCUACAUCUUCUCAGCCGUUUUCGGCAGCAUCAUGGGGCACCGACGACACUUGAACGACGUGAAGAACAUCUCCGUGCCCAUCGACCUGCGCCCAGGUGUGGGCAAAGACGCCCACCGCUUCGAGGCGGCUUUCGGGCCCCAGUGGCAGAUGAUCUGGCGCGAGAUCGUCCAAAGUUUGCUAGACGAGUCUUACAUUAGCGUGCGCAUGGGCAAGUGGCUAGUUGAAGCCGCAGGGAUCGGGGUGGACGGGCAAGAGCUGCUGAACCGGAGGGACAAGAAGGAUCAGCCGAUCCACCUGUCCCGGUUCCCGGCCAUGGCGGCGGAGCGCCUCGCCUUCUUCUUCCAAUCCCUCGCCUGGAUCCAGGACCCGGGUGGCGGCAUCAAGUUCCGUGCGGAGACGGAUGCGCUGACGGCGGGGCUCUUUGACCCGGGCACCGUCCCCUCGCUGACGCAGAUCAUCCCGGCCUACAACGAGGUGGUGAUCCCUACCGUGGACUUCCUCCGGGCUGGGGCGCUGCCCGAGGAUGCGAUGAACCAAAGUCCGGAUGAUCAGCCUGGGAUCGGCGAUCUCACGGCGCCUCCUCUGGGAGAUGGAGUGAAUUCCAACCUCGCCUUCAUCAUAUCGCAGUUCCCGGAGGAAUGGAUGUUCCUGGCGAAGAGGCUGUUCCAAGAGGGUCUACUGGAACAGCCGAAUUCCCAUGAGCUCUACAAAAGCUUCAUGAAGAAGAAGCUCAGGGAGGACCUGGUGAUCGAGGUGCGUCUCUGGGCGGCCAUGCGCACUCAAUCCGUUGCAAAGACUGUGGUCGGGGCUCUCCAAUACGGGAAGGCGCUGGCGUCACUGCCAAAGAUGAAGCAGUACUACGCGCAGUUUCCCGAGAAGCGCAAUCCCGAGGAUCACGCAGAGUUGAUCCUCGCUCAUCAGACAUAUGGAAUGAAAGCUCCGGAAGGCAAUCCCGAGAAUGACGAAGCGAUCAGGCUAUUGCUCACCAGGCAUGCCAACGAUCCGAUUUUCCUCGUCUUUGACCUGACGCCUGCGACGUUAGAAGAAGUUUGGUACAUGGUGGAGGCCUUUCUCACCCGAAGAGGUGGAUACCAAUUGGGUGCUUUCACCUAUGCCAGCGUGAAAUGCAGGUGGGAUUCUGCGACGGCGGGCCUGAGUAUUCUGGAGGUGCUUCCACGAAAGUAUCCGCUGCGAAUAGGCCAAGGAGAGUUCAAGACGCAGGGCAAGGCCUGCAACCAGCUAAACGCCCUGCGCUUCGCGUCUGGGCACUACAUACAGGCCUUGGACUGCAACAUGGGCACCUUCCGGGGUGAGGGCUUCAAGGUUCCGUAUGUUCUGCGGCUCUUCAUGCCUCUGGACAAAAAGAACCGUGUGGCCACACGCUGCCGGUACUUGGGCUUUCGGGAGCACAUCUACACCGGCAGGGAGGGGACCGUGGGCAAGUGCCACGCAGCGGCGGAGUGGACCUUCGGCACCAUCUACCAGCGCUUCCUCAGCGGCAUGGGCACGCGAAUGCAUUACGGGCAUCCCGAUUUUGUGGACGGCUUCUGGGCCAGAAACCGAGGAGGGAUGAGUAAGGCCUCGCCCGUCGUGAACCUUAGCGAGGACAUUUUUGCAGGCUACAACGUCCACAUGAGAGAGGAGGCCUCGCCUCAUGUGGAUGCGCUGGAGUUCGAGAAGGGGCGAGAGGCGGCGUUCAACGCAGCGUCGAGCUUCUUCUCGAAGAUCUCUGGUGGAAGCGUCGGCAUUAUUCGUUCCAGAGACAACCAUUUACUGUGCGAAAGGAUUGGCAUUUUGCAUUCGUUAUCUUUUUACUUCACCUCGGUUGCCUUUUACGUCAGCAAUCUGUUGAUCGACAUUUCCAUCUCCUUAUAUGUCACCCUUUUCAUAGUGUUCACCCUGGCCAACAUCGACCUGACCAAGCUCUCGGCCCUGGGCUCCUCCUUCAGCUCUGAGUGGCUCUUAUCCCUCGGGAUCAUGAGUCUUUUUCCACAGCUGUUCGAGAUGAUCCUGGAGUUCGGAGCGGUCAGGGCGUGUAAAGAGGUCUUUGGUGGACUGAUCGCAUCCACGAUGUUCUUUAUCUUCCAAAACAAGAACAUCUCGGCUGCCAUGCGCGACGGCGCGGCCUCUGGGGUGGCGAGGUACUUCUUUACAGGCCGACCACUGGCGAAUCAGCAUCAGACCUGGAAGGACAGCUACAUCAGCUACUGGAAGUCUCACUACUCACCAGCGAUCCGCCUCAUGGUUCUGUACAUCGUGUACAACUUGCUGGCCAGUCAGACCUUCCAGGGUCGGCUGCCCAUGUUUCUGGUGGUGGUGUCCUUUAUCUCCUGGGUUGUGACCCCUGUGAUCUUUGCGCCUUUUCCACGGUGCGAGCUCAUAGAGCAGGAUUUGAGGGAGUUUGCUGGCUUUAUCAACGGUCGUGCUGGGAUGUCCGAGAAGGAGCUUCCUGAAGUGGUGGAGCGCGGUCAGAGGGGGCGAGUACGGACCAUUUUCGAGUGCGGCCUGGUGGACGCGGUCAGCUACUGGACUGGCAUGCCACUGGUCGUGCUUAGCUUCAACCUCUUGAGCAGGUUGCUCGUGUGUGUAGCUUUGGCGCUUGCGCUGCCAGCUGAGAUCAUCGACUUCCUGUGGGUGUACCUCGUGGUGCUCAGCGUGCAAUGGGUGCUGGUGCUGGGCUUUUUCACCUUCGGUCUCAACAAUAUCCUCCUGACGUUAUCGCUGCUCGUGUGGCUUUUGGUGCUUCCAAUCGGCCGUCUGGUCAUCGGGACCAGGGCUGUGAGCCCAUCGCUGUGGAUGCGAUUGCCGGAGUACUUCAUCUCCUUCCUGGUUUUUCUGGUGUUUUUGGGUUUGGUUCAUCACGUUCUGUUGACUGCCUGCCGUGUCAUCAUCAGCAUGCAGGCGAAUCUUUGCUGCUUCGGCUUGGACGAGCGCAACCACAGGAUACAACGAUGGGUGAGGCUAGCUCAUGUCUACUUCUUUGGGCACCAGCUUCACACCCUGCAGGCCUACAUUGUGCUGUCAGCGGACCUUCUGUCCUCGCUCUUGAUUGCAGGUUUGGAUAAGGUUUGCAGAAUACACACCUGGUGGCUCCUGAACUACGAGUUGGCGCGGACCGACCAAAGGGAGCCGUAUCUCCAGAACAAGCCCACGCUUCUGGAGCAGGAGUGGCAGAGGCACGGGCACCAGUCCGAGACCUCUUCCUACCUGGGUGGCGACACAUCUGAGGAGAACGCCGACAGCAGCUCGUCUGAGGCUGCGUCCCAGAGCCGCCUGCUGCCAACAGGCCAAGGCUACGCGCGCGCAGCCCCGAUCGAGGAGCGCGCUAGCGUUUGGUCCACAACGCCCGGCUGGUCUGGAGGAGUGUGGCCUGCUAUAGGCGUGGCAGGUUCGAUGGCAUGAGAUGUGAACGUCUCGGUCCGGACCUGCUCGCUCAAAACGCUGGCGCUUGAGAUCUGGUGCGUCUAAACCUCCCAGGAAGCUCCGAUGGAUGUGGAUCAAAGAUUCGACCCCUUGUCCGU